Danaus chrysippus (African queen) is the source of this 3831-nucleotide messenger RNA. The record is from the annotation of a GenBank genome assembly. NCBI's taxonomy places the organism in Eukaryota, Metazoa, Arthropoda, Insecta, Lepidoptera, Nymphalidae.
AUGCCUGAAACAAUAAUAGAGAGUGUCCUAUCUGGUAAAUUACAACGUGAUAUAUUGUUCAAAUGGUUGAACGACGAGCUAGUUGAGACGACGCCAGACGAUUGUAUAUUGCUGUGUUCUAAUAGAAAUGAAUUCGUUUCAUAUUUUCUCACUUUCCUCAGAGAUCAGACUGAGAGUAUUCUACAGACAAACACGAACUCGUUACCAACACCAUUCCAAGGUACUCCAGAGAAGAAUAGGAAGCAUCAUCGUUCUAUCAGUGAUCCGACCUGCGACAAUGACAAAUCAAAUGAAAGUACACAGAAAUCAGAAAGAAAGACAGAAGAAUCACCCAACAGAGAUAAAAAGAGGAACAGAAGAGUUAAAACGAAACUCUUCUCAGACGACAGAAGCAAAGACGCUUUGAAUUCAUCAGACGAAUUGAGAAUUAGCACUGGAAUUGAUAGACUGAUGCUAUCGAGUACACCGAUGAAGAAUGGUUUACGUGACAGCCCUAAUUCACCAGCCAGUCCAGUAACGCCACAGUCGAGGUCGUUUAGAGAAUAUGAAAGGUGUGACACCCCUAGGACGAGUAGGCAUUCAAGAUCACAAGACAAAAACGUCAGCCUAGCCGAUUAUUUAGUUAACAUCCAACCGAAAAGCGCGAAGAAGAAACGAUCCAAAAACACAUCUAAUGAUGACAGCGAUCCUAAAUUGGAUUUGGAUAUAAGUAACUCGGAAAUGUUCCCAGAGAUAGGUGCGAGGAAAUCAAGCUCAUUGAAAUCUGAAAGACGUAGGAUCAAACCAACGAACAUAGAUAAGAGCAAAAAGAGUUUUUCUCUAAACAGCUUUAAUGCUGAGAAUUUCCAGCAGCCAUCACCAUUGGCGCUAGAAGAAAACUUAGCUUUCAAACCUAAGUUACAGCCAAAAGAAUCAUCAAACUCAUUUGACGCUGAAAGGAAUAUACUUAAGCAGGAAAGACAGAAAUUAAUGGAGAAAUUCAAUGUUUUGAACACAACUUCAACUCCAAUAACGCCUUCGCAGAUUAAAAUACUGCGAAAAGAAGAACCCAGCGCUAUAUAUACAGAAGCUGAUAUCGCUAAGCUGACAUUCAAAGAAAAGAUAGAUAUUAUAGUCGACAUAUACGAUAUUCUAUUCAAAAAUAAUCUAAUAGUAUGUAUAAAUACGGAAAUAUAUUUCUUAAUAACGAUCCUUCUGUCGAAACAAUGCGAAGAUGAUAUCCGAACGUCAGAACGUCUACUAGAAACAGACUUGGCUAACAAUAUUUUAAAGCCUAUACAUAAUAGCACGUAUUUCGCUGUGAAAUCACUGUGGAAUCAGCGUAUAAUUCUAGAAGUUAUUCUAGACAAGAAUUCUCUGAAGAUUUUAGGAGAGAAUAAGAAAGUGCGAAGUUUUUCGCCAGAUUUAGCCAAAUUCCUGCUUAAUUCGUACGGUCUGAAAUGCGAAGCUGAAACGCAGGACAAAUCAAAAAAUGUUAGCCAGAACAGAUGCUCAAACGGCAUCAUUUGUUACAAUCACGAGACUGAUAAUGCUGAAAAUUUUCCAUCCAUAUUGAGCUUUCAGAAUUUCAAAAAACAGAGGGACAUGUUUUACGAAAUAUUAAGAUGGUAUCAAGAUACUCAAAGCACUGGCGUAUCUAGAUCUACGAUGCGCGCUCGGACUCGCGCCUUGAUAUCUACCGGUCCUAGCGCCGCUAACCACGCGCAUCUUGCUACACUCAUCACACACAUGUUGAUAGACACGGUGCCUGACAACGAACAGGAGUCGAAGUUAAGUAAACUACAGCGACGUUUGACAUGUUCUUCAUCAUCAGACUCAAACGCACUGCCGAGGUUUACAGACAGAGAGAUGUUUUACAAAGAAUUCAUAAUGUAUGCUGACAGCGAGAGUUUCCGAGUUCAUCUUUACCACGCGUUGGCUGCUGAGAUAAUAUCAUUGGAUUCUGUGGCUGUCGGUGGAGAUGCUUCCAAUGGUUCCGAUGUAUCCAAAGAGUUCCUACAGCUCUCCAAGAAGCUAGGUUUAUUAGCAAAAUUCCUAGGAUAUAUAACAUCAUUGCCAUAUGCUCAAGUGCCUAUAGAUAUUCUUCUUAAAACCGGGGCCUUUAACUUGAAAAAUCAGAAAGAAGAGAUAUUUACAGCUCCUGACGAAAAAGUACUUGAAAAUAGUAUAGCUUUAAGAAAUUAUAGCCAGCCACCGAUGGAUAUAAAAGGACUGUUGCUAAACGCCAAUCAAAAUGGGCGUCUGACUAUCACUAUACCAUGGAUAGUGCACUACUUAUCAAUGUUGGACUACACUACACUAAGAUUGAAGUACUACCAAAAUAUACUGAAACUACUUUAUAAUAUACACCAGAAGUUAAAUAUAACAUCAUUUAAGAAGAACACUGUUAUAUUUCUGAAGCUCAAUUUAGGCUGGUUAUUCGAUUUGCCACAUGUACCUCAAGAAGUUUUUUAUACUAAGAGCGACCCAAAUAUUGGUGUUAUCAGUGUAAUUGAUUGUGAAUUUGAUAUAGAAGAAAAUGUUUUACAAGAACUAUGCCCAUAUUUGAAAGAUCUCAGUAUAUAUUUAAGUACGUCCCGACUUAAUCAGGAUUCGAACCAGUUUGGCAGCUUUAGACAUAUAACACCGGUUAGUCUCAGCUUAAAUAAUGAAGACAGAAUCAAGAAUAAGGAAAAGGAAUUGCAGAUGCGUUUAGAAGAGGAGCUUAUUAAAAGCCAGCCAUCUUCGACGCGGAGAGUGUUAGAAUUGGUCACAGAAAGAGUUACAUCGGCAGCGGUUAAGGAACUAACGACUAAUACAUUAGUUGACGCGAGGAAGAAGGCAAGGACGGGCGCCGCGGCUAUAGUAGCUGGCUGUAGAGACAGGUCUGGUCUACUCGCCACCUUACACAGUCACUAUUCCUCGCACCUAAGUUCCCUUCGAGCCAAUGCACUAUCUUCCUCCCGAGCGAUGAUCAAGGCGCGUGUGACGUCAGCGCUGGCUGCCCUGCUGCCGAUGGCCCCGCCCCCUUUGAGGGCGGUAGUGGGCGGGGCUUGUUGCCAGCGAGUUGAUAAAUGGCUGACUCAGCAUUGGACUAGUACUGAUAUUCUAUGUAAGGACAUCAAGGCCGAAAUGGAGACGUUAUGCAGUGUUGGCCCGGGAGUAUCGACGGCCGGGGAGGUCGUUGACCUCGUGACCUGCAAUCUAGACGAAAUGAUGAGUCCGGCACAGGCAAUACUCGACCUUAAGGAACAAAUCUGCGUGACUCUAGAGGGCGGAGUCCCUUGUCUACAAGUGCUUCGCUCCUGUAAACUAGCCUGCGACUCCAGUAAUGUAUUCUGUCGCGCGCCAACGCUUAUUACCAUACUACAUCUAUCUGUGGACUUCUGUGUUGUUUACGUGAGCAGACACGGGUCGAAGGUUUUGAAUAUUCUGCCAGAGUUUAAAGCUCUAUGGGAACAGUGCUGCCCUCACAGGAAAAGAGUGGAACGAGAAGAAGACGAAACCAGAGAAAGAUCGCAAGAUAUAACAAAGUAUGAAGAUUGUUACUUCGAUAGAAUUUUAUGUCCGAGGAACAUUAUGUUGUUGAGUGAAACAAAAUCCAGUGACGUGUGGCCGGCCAUGGCUGAAAUAUUAGUGUAUUUAUUGAAGCAUAACUUCUUAACCGAAGACAGCCUCACCGAACAAUGCUUAGCUGUUUAUAAACAGGAUUGGCCACAGAACAUUCUUGAGAAUUUAUCAACAUGUAUGAGAACGGUGUCUUCAAAAUGGUCUUCAACGGGCAAAUUUACUUUAUUCCUUGAUUUCUUAGCAGAUUUUUGUAAUGAUAUGGAUUAUGACUUAAUAGAAUAA